AUGAACCUCCAGCGCCUCCUCCUCGUCGCGUCGUCCUCGCUCGCCUGUGCCGCCGGCCGCUUCACCGUCACCCCCGGCACGGCGCAGGCGUCGACGUCGAGCGUCGAGAACGUGGCGUUCGUCAAGCAGUGGACCAUCUCAGCCACGACGACGACCGACGCGAUACACUCGAUCGACCUGAACCUCGUGGGCCGCGUCUACGUGCGCCACAUGACCGGUCUGCCCACGGGAGUGCUCGGCUACGUGAACAUCUCGGGCGACUCGCGCGCCGUUGUGGACGCCGUGUCGGUCGCCCACGACGACGUCAACGACAACGACAAUGACAACGACCACAACGACAACGACGACAACUACGACCAGGACGACGUCAACGACGUCAACGACGUCAAUGACCCGGACAGCGACUUGCACGUGUUCAUCCUGAGCAACGCGACCGCGUCGCUUACGGGGCACCUGCUGACGGAAGUCAUUCUCGCGUCCACGGGCGUCGUGACGGACGUUCAGAGCAAGCGCUCGGCCGUCGUCGUCGUGGAAGACGGCGUCUUGAUGACCACGAGCACGACGGCUGAGCUCCAGGUCGAAGCCAGCGGCUCGAGCGCCAUCUUCGUGGACGCGGCCAACGCGUCGGUGAGCGUGCGCAAGGUGCAGCUCGACGCGUCGGGCUCGGCGAGUCUCCAGUUCAACGUCGGGAGCCUCUCGGCCACGAACGAGGCGCAGGUGGACGCCCAGGGGUCGGGUCAGAUCGUGGUCCUGGCGCCGACGGUCACAGCCGGACACAUGGAGGUCGACGCGGAGAACACGGGCGCCAUCUGCUUCAGCGGCACGCAGGUCACGGCCACGACGUACCAGGGCAACGAAGGCAGCCGCGUGUCGAUGCCCAACGCGGCCGACAAACACGGGUCGACGGGCUCUGCGCCCUGCGCGAAGGCCACUGUGCCGCCCCGCGCACCGGCGUGUGUCGCGGUCGGGUGCACUACUGCGGGCGACUCGGCGGCGUCGGGCGCGGCCGGUGCGGCCGGUGCAGCUCCGGGCGGCAACGCGGCGGGCAUCAGCGCGAGCGACGGCACGAGCGCGUCGUCGGUGCCGGAGCUCACUGCGCUUGUGGCGGCGGCGGCUGUGGCCGUGGCGAUGGCUACACUUUUGUAG
This is a messenger RNA of Hyaloperonospora brassicae, 1146 nucleotides long. NCBI's taxonomy places the organism in Eukaryota, Oomycota, Peronosporomycetes, Peronosporales, Peronosporaceae. The record is from the annotation of a GenBank genome assembly.